AUGCGGAGUCACUCAAAUGGUCCAGUUGGACUGAGGGGACCUGAGGGCCCAGCUGGACAAAAAGGCAUAUCUGGUGAUAAGGGAAACACUGGACCUCCUGGACAGAAAGGACCAAAGGGAAUUGAAGGCAACAGAGGUAAUCAAGGGGCACCGGGAACAAAGGGGCCACCAGGGAAACAGGGAUACAGGGGUGCACCAGGAGACACAGGAAAACAGGGGGUUCCAGGGUUCAAGGGUGAGCCAGGUACCAGGGGUACAUCAGGCCUGCCUGGACCAUUCGGACCGGGAGGCAACACCGGGCCAGCAGGAGUCAAAGGCCUGAGGGGGCUCCCAGGACAAACUGGCCCGCCGGGUAGUAUAGGUCCCCCUGGACCGAUUGGACCAUCAACACCAGGUUUGCCUGGCAACAAAGGUGCUGAUGGCAAAACUGGAAUCCCCGGGCCGAAGGGAAGUCAUGGUGAGAAGGGCAAACUUGGUCUUCUGGGCAUCAAAGGAGACAUGGGUGAAAGAGGACAAAAAGGUGGAAAAGGAGAACCUGGGGCACGAGGCACAGUGGGCACACCGGGGAAGGUGGGGUUCAUUGGCUCUCCAGGUGCCAAAGGUCGACCUGGACCUGCUGGUCCUCCUGGACUUCCAGGAACUAAAGGAAUCCAGGGGCCAAAGGGAAAAAGAGCCCAGCCUGGAAGGAAAGGGAACAAGGGUGCUCCUGGAAGAAAAGGACCUGAAGGCCCACCGGGAAAACCAGGACCAGCUGGACGACCUGGAAAACCUGCAAGUAUCCCUUUUGACAGAUACUGUAAAAUACAUGCAUUUAUAUGUUUAUAUAUAAAUCAUUACUGCUACGUGAAACCACUGCUCAUUUCAAAUUUUAGAAUGAAAUUGACGUUAAAUUUUAAAAAAUUCAGUUUACAUUGUGACAUAAACUGAUUACUUGUAGUUUGUAUUUUAGUUAAAGUUAAAGAGAGGAAUGUAUUGAUGAUUAAUGUUUUCUUUUUUGUUAUCAUUUUCUCAGGGCCUGA
This is a messenger RNA of Lates calcarifer (barramundi perch), 1019 nucleotides long. RefSeq names its product collagen alpha-1(I) chain. Lineage: Eukaryota; Metazoa; Chordata; Actinopteri; Centropomidae. The transcript is spliced from 12 exons. The record is from RefSeq and is a predicted model, not a curated record. The coding region runs from base 1 to 927 and encodes 308 amino acids.